Mucor mucedo is the source of this 2820-nucleotide messenger RNA. RefSeq lists its product as uncharacterized. The record is from RefSeq and is a predicted model, not a curated record. The transcript is spliced from 3 exons. NCBI's taxonomy places the organism in Eukaryota, Fungi, Mucoromycota, Mucoromycetes, Mucorales, Mucoraceae. Gene Ontology annotation, molecular function: calcium-activated cation channel activity. Gene Ontology annotation, cellular component: plasma membrane. The coding region runs from base 5 to 2788 and encodes 927 amino acids.
UCUCAUGUUCUACAUAAAAAAUUUCGAUCUUUUCUCGUUCUUCUUUUCUUUCCCUUUUUUUUCAGUAAUUUCUUUUCCCUAUCGUAUGAGUGAACUAGACAUUUCAUUUAAAAAGCAGCAGAUGCUGGAAGAUGACGUAAAUCUGAAGGCAAUGCUUAUUCAAAUCGUCACAGACAUUGUGUUUGCCAUAUGCGUAUUUUUUUUAUUCAGCUGGUUGAGACCAAGACAUACUUUUAUUUACGCACCCAAAGCAAAAUUAUUAAAAACUGAUGUACAAAGACCAGUUACGCUUGGUCCAGGUUGGUUCGAUUGGAUAAAGCCACUAUUUCGAGUUAAGGAUGAUACGUUAUUGACAACAAUUGGCUUUGACGCUUUUGUGUUUAUUUAUUUUACAAGAGUUUUAAAACGAAUAGUGAUCACCAUUACAUUAAUUUCAAUGUUUGUAUUUCUCCCAAUCAAUAUACUUGCAGCAUAUAAAACCGGAGAUUGGCCGCCGGUUGGGCUUGAAUUUCUGUCCAUUACAGCAAUGAAUUAUCAAUAUGGUAAAUCGCAUGGCAAGCCAGAUCUUCGGUGGUUUUGGUCUCCUACAAUCGCAACAUAUAUAUUCUCAAUUAUUGUUAUAUGGCAAAUGAUCCAUUCGUCCAAAAAAUUUAUACUUUUUCGACAGGCAUAUUACAUGCAACAAGAAGAAGCAACAAGAUCAAGGUUACCUCUAAUGUCGCCUAUUGAAUUACUACAAAAAGAAAAACAGGAUUUGAUUGGAAGAACGUUGUUAGUUCAUUUCGAUAUUGAAAAGGCUCCGGCCGUCACACAUGCCUGUACUCAAGACGAAAUUGUGAAAACAAUGGUUGAUUCUCACUCUAAAGUAUCAUGUUCACAAGUCAUCAUAGGUGAAAAUAACCAGAAAUUAACCCUCCUCAUACAAGACUAUAAUCGAAUCAUAAAGAAACUGGAAAAUUCAUUAGACACUUUUUUAUAUCAAAUCAGUAAAGGAACCAAUCCAAAACGACCUCAAAUUAUUAUUGGAUGGAAGUUUGUGGACGCUAUCGAUCAUUACACAGAGCGCGCCUUAUCGUUAUAUACAUCCAUUAAACGAAAGCGACAAAAACUUCAACCGAAUAAUUAUGGGUGGAUUGUGUAUCAGAGUAGAUCAAUAGCUCAACAAGCGUAUUUAUCCAUUGAAAAAAGUCUCUUUAUAAACAAAAUAUAUCACCAACCCACUUGUGAAAGUAUUCAAUUGGCACCACACCCAGACGAUAUUGUUUGGAAAAAUAUGCAAAUCGAUGAACAGACAGCACAGUUAAAACGUUGGUUUGGUUAUGGUUUAUUCUUAUCCAUCAACUUUAUUUGGUCAAUACCCAUAGCCAUACUCAGUGUCCUAUCCAAUCUUGUUAAUCUGAUUCGUUUAUUUCCCCAAUCAGAAGAAGUCCUUUAUCAUUAUAGACUGCUGACAGGUGUUAUACAGUCUUAUGUUACACCUUGUUUAAUGGUAUUGUUCUAUUUUGGAGUACCUGAAUUGCUGCAUUUUGUGGCGAAACAACAAGCUUACAAGACCGAAACUGUUAUUCAACAAAAGACGCUCUCAAAACUAUACGCGUUUUUUAUCCUUAACAAUUUGUUAGUAUUUACACUGAUAAGUAUUAUGAUUGGUAUUGUGGGGCAGAUUAGUGCCCUGACGAUGGCAGGUACUUUAAAAGACAAAAACAUUUCCCAAUAUUUAGUACAACUUGCCAAAAAUAUGUCGGACGUGUCUUCGUUUUGGAUAAAUUACAUGUGUAUAAGGUCGGUUGGUAUUCUGUUUGAGUUAUUACAAUUGACACCACUAAUGUGGAUCGUUGUUUUUAAAUCAAAGGGAUUAUUCCGAUAUACACCAAGACAGUUGUCAAUCAUGGUUGGAGCACCACCUCAGUUUAAAUUCGCAAAGAGUUAUGGCAUGGUCAUCUCUUUCUUUACGGCAGCAUUGGUCUUUUCAGUAACAGCACCUGUGGCACUUCCAUUUGCACUACUUUAUUUUGGUCUGGCUACAAUUACCUUUAAAUAUAAAUUGAUGUAUAUUUAUGUCACAAAGGUAGAAACGCAUGGGCAAAUAUGGCCCAUGUUAUACUGUAUCGUCAUGAUAUCACUGGUUGUUUUCCAGCUCAUGAUGGUUCUUAUUUUAAGCUUAAAAUCCGGUCUACCCCAAAUGUACGCAAUUAUACCACUUAUUAUUACCACAAGCUUCAUCCUCAUUGCAUAUACCCGCUAUCUCUUAAAGCACAAUACAUUACAAGCCUGGAUAGAAUUGAAUAAUCAGAUAAAUCAGCAAUCUGUUUUAUUGGAUGAUCUAUCUAUCACACCCAAAGAAAAAGACGCAAAACUAAUCAACUUAAUAUACCAAGAUCCGACAUUGACCGAACCUUUAUGGAAACCAAUGGUGUUUGAAAAUUUCGAGAGUUUAAUACCCGAUGUUUACAAGAACCAUGCACAGAAACAACGCAUAUUAGAAGUUUUGUUUGGACACGAAAGAAAAAAGACAAAAAAGAUGGACGAAAAAUUAAAAAUGAAAACCCAAUUAGAAAAGGAAAUGAGAAUGUUUCCGCCAACACCACAUCAUCAUGGGGAUCUUUGUUACGCGCAUUAUUAUGAAGCAGGAAGCAGCCGAGAUCCUGUUCCUUUGGAUCCAACAGCAGAUGAAUUUAUGGUUGAACCAACAGCACCUGAAUUGAUCCAGAGACCACCACCCACUUAUGAGGAUGUGAUUUCGCCACAUCAGAUCACAAAAGAAAGACGACACUCGUAUACCCUUUAAAAAAUAAACGUUCUUUUUUUUUAUUAUUAUUA